UCAUGAAUCUUCCCGGGUGCUGCUGUUUUUUGUCUCUGAUCCUGUGCACCAGCCUCCAGCCUUUUGGUGCAGCGGUUCUGCAGUUGAGCGGUGCUGAUGGAGAGCCACUGGCAGCUGAUGCUGGUGCAGCGUUGAGCCACAGCAGCAGUCCGAGUCAGCAGGAGAUAACGUGGCCUUUACGCUUGAUCUAUUACGUGCACGACGACAAUGAGAGCACUUAUCACAUCCUGGAUACCAAAGCCAGGAACCAGCAGAAACACCAUCAGGCUGUCCACCUGACCCAUGCAAGCUUCCAGAUCGAUGCCUUUGGCUCCACCUUUAUACUAGAUGUUACACUGAACCAUAACCUGCUGUCCUCCAAGUACAAGGAAAUCCACUAUGAGAAACAAAAGACGUUCUUUUCCAAGGGUGGAGAGCACUGUUACUAUCACGGGCAGAUACGAGGCAAUGCCAAGUCCAAAGUUGCGCUGUCCACGUGCGAUGGACUUCAUGGCAUGUUUGAUGAUGGUAACUACAUGUAUAUCAUUGAACCGCUGACACAGACACAUACAGAGGAGAACUCGGCACGGCCCCACAUUGUACGUCGCAUUCCGAUCGGAUCGGUUGACCAAUCCCUCCACUUUGGGAACCGAAGAAAGGCAAACACACCGUGGUCUUUGCUGACAGAUCUACCCUGGCUCCAAGUACGCAGGAGGAGGAGAGCGGUCCACCGCAGAAGUGUCUUCUCUGAAAUGAAGUACCUGGAACUGAUGAUUGUAAAUGACCACAAGAUGUACAAGAGACACCGGUCCUCCCGGCCUCAUACCAACAACUUCGCCAAGUCGGUGGUCAACCUCCUGGACUUUAUCUUCAAGGAGCAGCUGAACACCAGGGUGGUCCUGGUCGCCGUGGAAACGUGGUCGGACAAGGACAGGAUCGAUGUGGGUCAGGACCAGAUGCAGACCCUGCGCAGCUUCUCCAAGUACCGACAGCAGUUCAUCAGGGAGCAGGCCGACUCCGUCCAGCUGCUCUCGGGCACCACAUUUAAAAGCAGCAUGAGCAGCAUGGCAUUCUUCGGAGGGGUUUGCUCUCUGAGCCGUGGAGUCGGGGUGAAUGAGUAUGGACAUAUGUGGUCGAUGCCAGUUGUGCUGGGACAAGGCCUUGCGCAGAACCUGGGCAUACAGUGGGAGUCUGAAUCGAAGAGGAAAAAAUGCGAGUGCCCAGGUUCGUGGACAGGAUGCAUCAUGGAAGACCCAGGGUUUUACCAUCCCCACACGUUCUCCAAGUGCAGUAUUAUGGAAUACAAGGAGUUUCUACAAAGGGGUGGAGGAGCCUGCCUCUUCAACAGGCCGACAAAGCUAUUUGAGACCACGGAGUGUGGAAAUGGAUAUGUGGAAUCCGGUGAAGAAUGUGACUGUGGACUGCGAGUGGAAUGCUUCGGGAGCUGCUGCAAGAAGUGUUCCCUUGCCAACGGUGCCCACUGCAGCGAUGGACCUUGCUGCAAUUACACUUGCCAGUUCCUAAAACGAGGAUAUGACUGUCGGGAUGCGGUGAAUGACUGUGACAUAGCGGAGUACUGCACAGGAGACUCUGGGCAGUGUCCACCUAACCUUCACAAGCAGGAUGGAUAUACCUGCGGCCUCAACCAGGGCCGAUGCUUCAGUGGAGAAUGCAAAACAAGGGACAACCAGUGCAAACUGAUCUGGGGCUCAAAGGCCAGGGGCUCAGACAAGUACUGCUACGAGAAGCUCAACACGGAAGGGACUGAGAAAGGGAACUGUGGGAAGGACGGUGAGAAAUGGCUGCAGUGCAGUAAGCAUGAUGUCUUCUGCGGCUACCUGCUCUGCACUGGCGUUAGCCGAGUGCCGCGGAUCGGCCGUCUCCUUGGUGAGAUCACACCCACCUCCUUCUACCACCAAGGCAAGCUGGUGGACUGCAGUGGCAGCCACAUUAUUAUGGACGACGGGACAGACCUGGGAUACGUCGAGGAUGGAACGCCCUGUGGGCCGUCGAUGAUGUGCAUGGAUCGGAGGUGCCAGCCCAUUCCUUCCUUCAACAUCAGUAGCUGUCCCAGUGGAUCAGCGACCAAGAUAUGCUCUGGCCAUGGGCUAUGCAGUAAUGAAGCGACCUGCAUCUGCGAGGGUACCUGGGCCGGGACGGACUGCAGCAUGUACGACCCCAAACGUGAUGAGGCAAAGCCACCACCGGAAGGCCCCAAGGGUCCUAGUGCAACCAAUCUUAUAAUAGGGUCCAUCGCAGGCGCCAUCCUGGUGGCUGCUAUUGUCCUUGGGGGGACAGGAUGGGGCUUUAAGUAA
This is a messenger RNA of Hemiscyllium ocellatum (epaulette shark), 2294 nucleotides long. It is a transcript of the gene adam23a, whose product is annotated as ADAM metallopeptidase domain 23a. The record is from RefSeq and is a predicted model, not a curated record. The transcript is spliced from 25 exons. Lineage: Eukaryota; Metazoa; Chordata; Chondrichthyes; Orectolobiformes; Hemiscylliidae. Gene Ontology annotation, biological process: proteolysis. The coding region runs from base 3 to 2294 and encodes 763 amino acids. Gene Ontology annotation, cellular component: presynaptic membrane. Gene Ontology annotation, molecular function: metalloendopeptidase activity.